This is a messenger RNA of Yamadazyma jaroonii, 285 nucleotides long. The record is from the annotation of a GenBank genome assembly. Lineage: Eukaryota; Fungi; Ascomycota; Pichiomycetes; Serinales; Debaryomycetaceae.
AUGGCUGGACCUCAUGCACACGCUUACAUAGGAUGGUGGGGAAAAAUGGGUUCCCCAAAACAAAAGUAUGUUAAACAAUACUUUGUUUCCCCAUACGCUACCAAACCAUUCAAGGAUAACUUAAACAGAGCUUUCUACAACAGUUUCAGAAGAUUCAAAAACCAAAUUUUCUUCCUUGUCGUUCCUGGUGCCAUCAUUUGGAACAUCUGGACCAGAGCUAGAGAUUACAAUGAAUAUCUUUACACCAAAGCUGGUAGAGAAGAAUUAGCUAGAGUCAAUGUUUAG